Molecule: messenger RNA, 1026 nt
Organism: Frankliniella occidentalis (western flower thrips)
Lineage: Eukaryota; Metazoa; Arthropoda; Insecta; Thysanoptera; Thripidae
Exons: 4
Coding region: 1-1026 (341 amino acids)
Source: RefSeq, a predicted model, not a curated record
AUGAGACAAUCUCCCAGGGAACUGAGCAGAAAUGUGCUGCUGAACCAGCCGCAGUCAAGUUUCGGCCAACAACAGCAGUCCGGCUUCGGCCAACAGCAGCAGUCCAGCUUCGGCCAGCCGCUGCUCCCCUUCUCGCUGCCACACAACGCGCCGCAGCCACCCCAGCGGCCCGCCCCACCGCCGCCGCCGCCGCCCCCAGCCUCGCUGCCCCUGCCCAAGCUGCCCGCGCCUUCGCCAUCCCCCGCCCAGUCCGACCAGAAGGAAGAGCCUCAGCAGCAGCCCCAGGCCUCAGCGCAGUUCUCGCAGCAGGCCAACCCGUCGCACCAACCACGCGCCCAGUCCCACGUGCUGCAGUUCCACCCGCAGAACCCCAGCGGACAGUUCAGCCUCUCGCUCAACCACCCCACCAACCCGUUCCAGCAGCAGCCCCAGCCCCAGUUCCAGCAGCCGCACCAGCAGUUCCAGCAGCAGUUCCCCCAGCAGCAGUUCCAGCGACAGCCCUUCUCGGCCCAGUCGUUCCGGGACGCGCAACCCCCACCGCAGUUCCAGCCGCACCACCACCACUUCCAGCAGUUCCCGCAGCAGUUCCAGCAGUUCCACCAGCCGCAGCAGCAGCAGCCGCAACAGUUCCCGCAGUUCCAGCAUGCGCCUCACCGCUUCGCACUGCCCUCGUCCACGCCCGCACCGCCCGCUUCCAACCAUCAGUUCUCGUUCGUGCAACAGACGCCUAGCCCGUCCCCGGCGCCCACGCCGUCCCCGGCACCCACCACGCCCGCGCCCCACCAGCCGCCACUCUCCGUCUACAUGAGUCCCGCCGGUCACCACGACACCAAGAUCACAGACGUGCUCCAGCUGCUCAAGAACGCCCGCACCAUCCCCGUACUCGACAACGUGUCGCCCGAUUCUCCUCAGAAGUUCCAACAAAUGGCCAUACACACUUUUAAACACUAUUACAAAAGACAAUCUACAGAAGUAUCACAACCUGCAGCCAUACAUCACAUCUCUUCAAGUCCUAGCAAGCGCUGA